CCUUACAUAGCGGAGGUGAAAGUUCAGCAGUGCGCCUUGUAAAAUGGCGGCUGAAUUGACCAGAGAGUGGAGCGAUGAACAGCUAAAAAGUGAUGAUCUACCCAAAAAAGACAUUAUUAAGUUCAUUCAGGACAAUGCUGCCCAUUCGUUUCUUGCAGAACACAAGCUGAUGGGAAAUAUUAAGAAUGUUGCAAAAACGGCAAAGAAGGAGCAACUGAUUAUUGCAUACAACGAUUUGUUUGAGAGCAAGAGAUUUUUAGGUUCAGAACCCAUUGAAGAUGUGACGGAGCAUGUGAAAAAUGUGAAGAUCGAUGACAAGCCCAAAGAAGUUGUGGAAGUCCUUGAUGAGGGUCCUCCUAAGUUCUUCAAGUCUGUGCUGAAGAAAGGUGACAAGACUAACUUCCCUAAGAAGGGAGACAAUGUGAGCUGUUGGUACACUGGCUCCCUGGAGGAUGGCACAGUGUUCGACACCAACAUCCCUGCAACUGCCAGAAAGAAGAAACAGAGCAAGCCACUGAGCUUCAAAGUUGGCCUGGGCCGGGUCAUCAAAGGGUGGGAUGAAGGUAUCUUAACGAUGAGCAAAGGCGAGACAGCCAAACUGGAGAUUGAACCAGAAUGGGCCUAUGGGAAGAAGGGACUUCCUGAUUCAAAAAUCCCACCAAACGCAAAGCUGAUCUUCGAGGUCGAGCUGGUGGCCGUCGAUUAAUGGCAGAAACCUACCCAACAUGCCCUUCUCUCCGUGGACGGGGAAAACACGGUAGUCACAAGAUGGCUAUGCUCGAAAGGACAGAAGUGGUUGUAACAUUGUCAGAACAUUGAAGGAGUCUGUGAUAUAUUGUCUUAAUUUACAUUUAAUGGGAUGCUUUGGGAUUUUGGCAAUGAGGCCCUUUAUCUACUUCCCCAGAGUCAGAUUAACUUUUGGAUACCAUUAUUUGUUUUUGUCUGUGUCCAGUAUGARGGAAGUUAAAGAUAGUUUCUCGAGCCACUGCUAACUAGUGUUGGCACAAUGACUGGAAUUCUAUGGGCAUCUACUAGAAUGCGUUUAACACUAGUUAGCAUUGGCUCGUGAAACGACACAACUUCUUUCAUUUAUUUUAUUUAUUUUUAUUUCACCUUUAUUUAA
Messenger RNA from Salvelinus sp. IW2-2015, 1123 nucleotides. RefSeq names its product peptidyl-prolyl cis-trans isomerase FKBP3. Gene Ontology annotation, molecular function: peptidyl-prolyl cis-trans isomerase activity. NCBI's taxonomy places the organism in Eukaryota, Metazoa, Chordata, Actinopteri, Salmoniformes, Salmonidae. The record is from RefSeq and is a predicted model, not a curated record.